AUGACCCGCACGGACCCGCCCGACCUGCUGGUGUCGACCGUGUACCAGGACAUCAAGGUGGCGGCCCCGGGGCCCGCGUCCGGGGGCCAGCCAUGUGAGCCGCCCGCGGCCCGGCCCGCCGCGCCCGCGCCUUUCAACAAGCGCCACUGCCGCAGCUUCGACUUCCUGGAGGCGCUGGACGGGCCCGCCAUGGAGGCCCGAGCCGAGGCCCGCGCCGCGCCGCCGCCCCCCGAGCCAGCCCCGCCGCGCGCCCGGACCCGCGACGCCGAGCCGCGGCGCCGCGCCCGCUCCAAGAGCGCGCCCCGCGCGCCCUCGGGCCUGGCGCCCGCGCCCGCGUCCCCGCCGGGCCCGCCGCGCCGAGGACGCGAGGCCCGGCGUGCGGCGCGGGCCGAGGGUUCGCCGCGCCGGGAGCCCGCGUACCCCGCGCUGCGCGCGCUCGCCAACGAGCUGCACCCCAUCAAGCUGCAGCCGCAGCGCGGCGGGCCCGGCGGCGUCGCGCCGCUGUGCGCCGUCCCCGGCCGCUGCGCGCCGCCCGAGCCGCCCCCGGGGCCCGCCCCGCACGUGCGCUGCCGCCUGGACAUCAAGCCCGACGACGCGGUGCUGCGGCACGCCGCCCGGGGCUCGCGGCCCUGCGGCCCCGCCGACGCCGCGCCCUGGGCCCGCGCCGCCCCGCAGCUCUACGGCCUCACGGUGCCCGGGCCCCGCCACGCCGCCCUGUCCCGCACUCCCACCCCCAGCGACCUGUACUGCGCGGACCCCCGGGCGCUGUACUGCGACGGGCCCCUGCCCGCGCCCCGGGACCAGCCCUUCGCCGCGCCCCCGGGCCCCACCCGCUUCUUCUACACCGAGGAGCCCGAGGCCUACGCGGGCGGCUUCGCGGCCAGCCCGGGGCCUCCCUUCGACGGCUACGGGUCCAGGCCCUACCCGUACGAGGAGCGCCUGGGGCCCAGCCCCCGGCGUGCGGGCGGCUACUACCCCGGGGACGCGCGCACCUUCCCCGUGCACGAGCCGCCCGCACGCGCCUACUCCGGGGAGGCCCCCCGCGCCUGCGGCCCGCUCUGGGGCGCCCGCUACGGCCCCGAGGAGGCCUGGGCCCGGCCCGGCGCCCGCCCCUUCUACACCGAGGACUUCGGGCGGUACCGCGAGCGCGACUCCAUGGCUCGGACUUACCCGCACCAGCGCGGCAGCACCGCCUGGGCCGACUGGGGGCCGCGGCCCUACCGCACCCUGCAGGUGGCGCCUCCCCCGGGUCCCGGUCCCGGCCCCGGCCCGCUGCUGGCCUCGUGGCACGGCGGCACGGGGACCAGCCCACCGCGGCUGGCCACCGACAGCCGCCAUUACUCGCGGUCCUGGGACAACAUCCUGGCGCCGGGGCCGCGCCGGGAGGACCCCCUGGGCCGCGGCCGCAGCUACGAGAACCUGCUGGGGCGGGAGGCGCGGGAGCCCCCCGAGGCGCGGCGCCCGCCGGUCGUGGUGAACCUGUCCACCUCGCCCCGACGCUACGCGGCGCUGUCGCUGUCCGAGACCUCGCUGUCGGACAAGGGCCGCGCCGGCGACGGCCUGGGCCGCAACUGGUACGUGACCCCGGAGAUCACCAUCACCGAUAACGACCUGCGCGCAGCCCGGCGCCCGGCCGCCCGGGGCUGGGAGCCGCCCGCGCCCGCGCCCGCCAGCCGCCAGCGCAGCCUGGAGCAGCUGGACGAGCUCAUCACCGACCUGGUCAUCGACUCGCGCCCCGCGGCCGGCCGCGGAGCCCUCGGCCCCGAGCCCUCGGCCGACGGCCUGGGCCGCCGGCUGCGCCGCCUGCUAGACUCCCAGGCCCCGGGCCCCGGCGCGGGAGCGCGCUCGUCCCCGGCCUCGGCCGGCAGCGCCGAGGAGCCCGCGGGCCCUGCGGAGGCGACGGACGGGUCCCCCGAACCCAGCGCGGACGAGGACGACCUGAUGACCUGCUCCAACGCGCGCUGCCGGCGCACCGAGACCAUGUUCAACGCCUGCCUCUACUUCAAGUCCUGCCACAGCUGCUACACCUUCUACUGCUCGCGCCUGUGCCGCCGCCAGGACUGGGACGCGCACAAGGCGCGCUGCGUGUACGGCCGCGUGGGCAGCGCCUGCCGCCACGUGCUGCAGUUCUGCCGCGACAGCGGCCCCGUGCACCGCGCCUUCUCCCGCAUCGCGCGCGUCGGCUUCCUGUCCCGCGGCCGCGGCGUGCUGUUCCUGGGCUUCCCGAGCCCGGGCUCGGCCGACAACUUCCUGCGCUUCGGCCUCGAGGGGCUGCUGCUGUCGCCCACCUACCUGUCCCUGCGCGAGCUGGCGGCGCACGCCGAGCCCCUGGGCAGCUACGCCCGGGAGCUGGCGGCCGCCGGGCGGCAGUACGAGCCGGCCGAGUGCUUCCUGCUCAGCGUGUCGGUGGCCGUGGGCCCCGGCGCCGCGCCCCCCGGCACCCCCGCCCGGCCCGCGCCGCGCAGCCCCGGCCCCACGGUGCGCAAGUUCGCCAAGGUGGCGCUGGCGGCCAGCAGCCCCGCGCGGCCGCCCCCGGCGCGGGGACGCGAGCCAGAUAUGGAGACGCUGAUCCUGACGCCGCCGCCCGGCACCGCGGGCCUGGACCAGGAGGGCGAGGCCGGCCGGCGCGCGCGGGAGGUGGCCUUCAUCCACAUCCAGCGCGAGCUGCGGCUGCGCGGCGUCUUCCUGCGCCACGAAUUCCCGCGCGUCUACGAGCAGCUCUGCGAGUUCGUGGAGGACAACCGGCGCUUCACGCCCACCACCAUCUACCCCACCGACCGGCGCACCGGGCGCCCCUUCAUGUGCAUGAUCAUGGCCGCCUCCGAGCCGCGCGCGCUCGACUGGGUGGCCAGCGCCAACCUGCUGGACGACAUCAUGUGA
Messenger RNA from Dipodomys spectabilis (banner-tailed kangaroo rat), 2880 nucleotides. It is a transcript of the gene Ajm1, whose product is annotated as apical junction component 1 homolog. The record is from RefSeq and is a predicted model, not a curated record. The coding region runs from base 1 to 2880 and encodes 959 amino acids. Gene Ontology annotation, biological process: cell-cell junction organization. The transcript has a single exon. Lineage: Eukaryota; Metazoa; Chordata; Mammalia; Rodentia; Heteromyidae. Gene Ontology annotation, cellular component: apical junction complex; plasma membrane.